AUGAUCGCAUUGAUAAAUGAUCCUUACGCUAGUAGAAUUUGUUCCGCUACUAGCAACUGCUCCUCUCUGGUAGCAAAACAGCUUUACGUUACUAGCAACUACACCUUUCUAGUAGCGAAACAGCAUUAUGCGACUAGCAACUGCUCCUCUCUGGUAGCAAAACAGCUUUACGCUACUAGCAACUACUCCUCUCUGGUAGCAAAACAGCUUUACAUUACUAGCAACUACUCCUUUCUAGUAGCGAAACAGCUUUACGCUACUAGCAACUGCUCCUCUCUGGUAGCAAAACAGCUUUACGCUACUAGCAACUGCUCCUCUCUGGUAGCAAAACAGCUUUACGUUACUAGCAACUACUCCUCUCUGGUAGCAAGACAGCUUUACACUACUAGCAACUGCUCCUCUCUGGUAGCAAAACAGCUUUGCGCUACUAGCAACUGCUCCUCUCUGGUAGCGAAACAGCUUUACGCUACUAGCAAAUACUCCUCUCUGGUGGCGAAACAGCUUUACGCUACUAGCAACUACUCCUCUCUAGUAGCGAAACAGUUUUACGCUACUAGCAACUGCUCCUCUCUGGUAGCAAGACAGCUUUACGCUACUAGCAAGUGCUCCUCUCUAGUAGCAAAACAGCUUUAUGCUACUAGCAACUGCUCCUCUCUGGUAGCGAAACAGUUUUAUGCUACUAGCAACUGCUCCUCUCUGGUAGCAAAACAGCUUUACGCUACUAGCAACUACUCCUCUCUAGUAGCGAAACAGCUUUACGCUACUAGCAACUGCUCCUCUCUGGUAGCGAAACAGUUUUACGCUACUAGCAACUGCUCCUCUCUGGUAGCAAGACAGCUUUAUGCUACUAGCAACUACUCCUCUCUGGUAGUGAAACAGCUUUACGCUACUAGCAACUGCUCCUCUCUGGUAGCGAAACAGCUUUACGCUACUAGCAACUACUCCUCUCUAGUAGCAAAACAGUUUUACGCUACUAGCAACUGCUCCUCUCUGGUAGCAAGACAGCUUUACGCUACUAGCAACUGCUCCUCUCUAGUAGCGAAACAGCUUUAUGCUACUAGCAACUGCUCCUCUCUGGUAGCAAGACAGCUUUACGUUACUAGCAACUACUCCUCUCUAGUAGCGAAACAGCUUUACGCUACUAGCACCUGCUCCUCUCUGGUAGCGAAACAGUUUUACGCUACUAGCAUCUGCUCCUCUCUGGUAGCGAAACAGCUUUACGUUACUAGCAACUACUUCUCUCUGGUAGCAAGACAGCUUUACACUACUAGCAACUACUCCUCUCUAGUAGCGAAACAGCUUUACGCUACUAGCAACUGCUCCUCUCUGGUAGUGAAACAGCUUUACGCUACUAGCAUCUGCUCCUCUCUGGUAGCGAAACAGCUUUACGUUACUAGCAACUACUUCUCUCUGGUAGCAAGACAGCUUUACACUACUAGCAACUACUCCUCUCUAGUAGCGAAACAGCUUUACGCUACUAGCAACUGCUCCUCUCUGGUAGUGAAACAGCUUUACGCUACUAGCAACUGCUCCUCACUUGUAGCAAAACAGCUUUAUGCUACUAGCAACUGCUCCUCUCUGGUAGCGAAACAGCUUUACGCUACUAGCAACUGCUCCUCUCUGGUAGCAAAACAGCUUUACGUUACUAGCAACUACUCCUCUCUGGUAGCAAGACAGCUUUACGCUACUAGCAACUGCUCCUCUCUGGUAGCAAAACAGCUUUACGUUACUAGCAACUGCUCCUCUCUGGUAGCGAAACAGCUUUACGCUACUAGCAACUGCUCCUCUCUGGUAGCGCAACAGCUUUACGCUACUAGCAAUUACUCCUCUCUGGUAGCAAGACAGCUUUACGCAACUAGCAACUGCUCCUCUCUGGUAGCAAAACAGCUUUAUGCUACUAGCAACUACUCCUCUCUAGUAGCAAAACAGCUUUACGCUACUAGCAACUGCUCCUCACUUGUAGCAAAACAGCUUUAUGCUACUAGCAACUGCUCCUCUCUGGUAGCGAAACAGCUUUACGCUACUAGCAACUGCUCCUCUCUGGUAGCAAAACAGCUUUACGCUACUAGCAACUACUCCUCUCUGGUAGCAAGACAGCUUUACGCUACUAGCAACUGCUCCUCUCUGGUAGCAAGAUAG
Molecule: messenger RNA, 2139 nt
Organism: Saccoglossus kowalevskii
Lineage: Eukaryota; Metazoa; Hemichordata; Enteropneusta; Harrimaniidae
Product: signaling mucin HKR1-like
Source: RefSeq, a predicted model, not a curated record